AUGCGUCUUUCGAAAGUUGCUACAUUGCUUUUCCUCGCCCGUUCGACUGCUCAGGCUCGAUCGUAUGUUAGUACCCUGCCACAAAAUGCUCAAGGACUCUUCAAUGAAUCUAUGGACUAUCUGGAUCGGGUAUACGACGACAAUGCUGGCUAUCUUUAUGAAAUGAGUGGAUCUGCUGCUUUGAGACACGAUGCUAGAAGUUCAGCAUGGUACGCCAUUGGACUUUUGGCAAGGAACCAAGGUUCGGAUGUAUCCGAAGCCGAGAAGAUAAUCUCCAAUGUUAUUGAUGGUCAAUUCAAGGACCCUGAAGCGCAGUGGUAUGGGGACUAUCAGAAAGAACCAGAGGAACCAGAAGUGGGAAACUCGUAUUAUGAGCCAAAUAUAUACAAUUCAUGGGAUCCAAACUGGCGUGGCUUCAUAGGAACAGCCUUUAUUGUUGGUCUUGAGGAGUUUGGUUCCCUAAUCUCGCCAAAUGUGACUAGUCUGAUGCUGGAAUCAUUGUACAAUUCGACCAUAGGUGACAGUUAUCGUGUCGGUGGAGUAGAUGGCGAUAAUUUGUAUCCUGCUUAUACCAAUCCUUCGAUAAUGAGAGCUUUUGUUUCCGGAUGGACCGGUCGUCGGUUCAACGACAGUAAUAUGACAACCGCCGGCGAGAAUUAUGCCCAACAAAUCGUUGACUUGUUUGAUCGAGCCAACACACUUUCGGAAUUCAACAGUGGCACUUACACUGGCGUAUCUUUGUUCGCUAUGAGUUUGUGGGCUAAGUACUUGCCAGAAGAUUCUGUGAUGAAACAAAGAGGUGCUUCGAUGAUUCAGUAUACUUGGGAAGCAGUAUCUAAUCUGUGGCAUCCUCAACUUCUGAAUGUUGCUGGCCCUUGGGAUCGUUCAUACGGUUUUGAUAUGACGAGAUAUUUGAGCCUUCUGGCACUCCACAUCUGGAACGCUGUAGGGAAGUCCAAGUCUUCAAUCAUCGACAAGCCUUAUAUUAUGUCACACAAUGCCGAUUUUGCUUACGGUCCAUUAUUCGCAAUAUUGUCCGAGUUCCACAAUAGCUUAAUACCAGCAAAUGUGACAGAUGCCCUUGUAAAUUUUAAAGGGGAGCACACAUUUACUUCUUCAACCUAUUCACCGCCAUUCGACUACUAUCCUCGCAAUAUUACAGCUUGGCUUGCAAACAACAUUAGCAUUGGCGCUGAAACAUUCAACGAAAAUGUUGUUGGUGGACCUGCCAAGAAUCAAGGCACCUUCAACCCCGCUCUUAUGCAAUGGAAUACUGGCAAUGGAAUUGGCUGGCUGACGCUCUAUGCAACAGAAAUGCAUGUGAUUGCCGAAGCUGGUAGUGGUUCGUUGAAUUUGACUUAUCCGGAAGGAAAUGAAACCUCAAUAUUUACCUUUUUGGUUUCACCAUUUGCCGCGAAGAGAACUAUUUCAAGCAUCGAAGAUAUACAGGAUGAGUUUGAAAGUGUCUGGUACAAUUGA
This is a messenger RNA of Botrytis sinoallii, 1479 nucleotides long. RefSeq lists its product as uncharacterized. Bases 1 to 1479 code for a protein of 492 amino acids. The transcript is spliced from 3 exons. Lineage: Eukaryota; Fungi; Ascomycota; Leotiomycetes; Helotiales; Sclerotiniaceae. The record is from RefSeq and is a predicted model, not a curated record.